AUGCAAUCAUCUAUUUCAUUUACACUUAAUAUUAAUAGUCAAAGUUCGAAUGCUCAUAAUAUUCGUCCAAUUCUUCCAAAUAUUUUUGCUGAUAAUGAUAUACAACGAACAAUAAGAAUUAAUAAAAUAUCAUCAUCGGUAUCAAAAAAAUUUCUAAAUAAUAAACGAGAACAACGUUUAGUAAGUAAACAAUGUUUUUUACCAUUACAACCAACUAUUAUUAAAACAUCAUCAUUAACUACAAUUGAUAUUCAAUCUAAACUUGAAUCGAUUAUUUUAAAAACUGUUGAUUGUGAAAUCAUUGAUUUAUUUAAUCAAAUAAAAUCAAAACCAACAACAACAGCUUUUAAUGAUAAUCUAUCAGUUAUAUUAGCAAAACUUUUACCUAGUGAACAUAAAUAUUUUUUUGGUAGUAUUGUUAUUACAGAUAAAAUUGAUUCAUUAUCAGAUGAUACUAACAAUUCUAUGUCACAGGAACGUCGUAUUGUCAUGGAUCAAUUACGUACUCUUGAAUUUGUACAAUUACAAGCAUUUGCACGUGUACUUCAACAACAAAAUAAAAAAUCACAAUCGACAAUUGAUAAAUUACAACAAAAAAAUAAUCGUAUGUCACCUGCUCAAUUACUUGCUGAAUCAAUUAAAAAACAAUCUCUCGAUAAAAUAACAUUUGCUUUGAUUAUGGAUCGUAUAUUAGGCAAAGUUGAUAAUCAAUUAUCAUGUUUACGUGAUGAAUGCUAUAUGUCAGCUGUUAGUAAUGUACAAUCAUUAGUACAAAAAGAUACAGGAACAACAAUAAUGAUGACAAAAAUUGAACAAGAACUAUCACAUCUACGUAAUAAAGUUAAUCAUUUAACAUUAACUAAUGAAAAAUAUAGUCAAUUAAUAACUCGAUUAUUACAAGAUAUUCAACAUGUUCAUGAUAUGUCACAACAUGAUGUCAAAGAAGCACAUAAUAUGCGUUUAUUUAUUCAAUCAUUACAUGAUGUUACUUAUCAACAUCGAUUUGUUCGAAGUGAAUGUAAAAUAAUAAAACGAUCAAUAAAUCAAUUAGAACUUGGAUUUUUUGAUAAUCUUAUUCAUAUUCAACUCGAUGGUAAAACAAUUGGUCGUAUUACAACUUGGACACAAAUAAGCGAUAAAAAUGAUGAUAAUAUUGAAUGUAAAAUUAUCUAUUCUACUGAUGAAAACUUAAAUCAAAGUCAACAAUUAGCUUAUGAAUUACUUAAAAAUGAAAUCAACAUCUAUUGGAAUCGUCCAUUAACAAGUACAAUAUCCAUGUCAUAUCUUAUAGAAUUUAUACGAAAAUUAAUUGAAUAUUCACUCAUUGCAAAUAAUUUAUCACGAACAUUAAUUGUUUGUCUCGAAACAUUACCAUGUAAAUUAAUUGAUAAUAAAUUUACUAUUGAUUGGUCAACACCACAAAUACGUCUUGAUAUUGAAUGGGAACUUGAUGAACGAAUAUUUCGUGAUUGUCCAUUAAAAUCAUCUUAUUGUUGUCAACCACAACAUAAUGGAUUAUGUAAUGAACUUCAAAUUCUUCUUGAUCGUAUGAAACCAAUAAAUGGUUCAAUUGCUAGUUUAUAUGAACAAGUUGAAAAACAUAUUCGACCAUGGAUUAAACUUUUUGAUGAAAUUCAAAAUGAUAAUAUAAAUAAAUCUCAAGUUAAUAUAUCAUUACAAAAAUUAAAACAAUCAUUAGAAAAAUUAUUACUUGAACAUAAUUAA
This is a messenger RNA of Rotaria sordida, 1725 nucleotides long. The record is from the annotation of a GenBank genome assembly. NCBI's taxonomy places the organism in Eukaryota, Metazoa, Rotifera, Eurotatoria, Philodinida, Philodinidae.